Messenger RNA from Metarhizium brunneum ARSEF 3297, 408 nucleotides. RefSeq lists its product as uncharacterized. NCBI's taxonomy places the organism in Eukaryota, Fungi, Ascomycota, Sordariomycetes, Hypocreales, Clavicipitaceae. The record is from RefSeq and is a predicted model, not a curated record.
AUGAGCCUCUCUUCCCUCUCCCCGACAACGUGGAACACGCUCGGUCUCGGCGUGGCAUCGAGCUGGGUCGUUCUCAGCUCCCUCGCCACCUUUUCCCCUCAUCGCACAGCUGCGCUCUUUGGCAUCACAGCCUUGAGCGACUCCCAAACGGCAGACCACGAGAGCACCCUCGGCUUCUCGGGCCUGCUUGGGUCGCGAGACUUGGCCAUCGGCCUUGCCAUGUACUACCUUGCCAAGAAGGGCCGCAACGACGAGUUGGGCACCUUGAUUCUCAGCACCCUGUGCAUUUGCGCUGCCGACAUUGGGCUCGUUUUGAGGAGGAAGUCGUAUGGAGAGUUGUCUGUUCUGGCUGCUGGCACGGCCGUGUAUGCUGUCAUCGGGCUGGGGCUUCGCGGUUUGUUCAACUAA